ACUUGACAGCUACCAGCUGUUUUUCUCUCUUUGUCUUUCGGGGUUAGGAAAUAAAUUUAAAAGCUGAAAGGUGUUUGUUAUUGAUUUGAAAUUGACAAUAAAUAAAAAAUGAACGAAGAAUCUCGAUGUGGAGAGCUGCAACAAUUAGUUAGAGAAGAAGAAGAAGAAGAAAAUGAAGAAACUACAAUAAAUGCCAGUGGCGAGGCCACUCCGCCAACUAGUCCAGAUAAGUCUCAGCCUAGUAAAAAUAAUUACAUUCCUCAUGCAUCCUCACAACAAGUAUUGUGGGAAAGUAACGCACAAACUUCGCCAAUAAUCAGCAAGACCAGCUCUGAACAAGCUACCAGCCAAGGGUCAAUGGUCUCUGGAAAAGUUAACACUCAUGGAAAUCACCACCAAUUGUUACAACAAUCCCGGGUUAUGUAUGUUAAUGAAAAAGAUAAACAGCGGUCUAGUAAAUCAGAUUUUACUAGUAGAACUCGUCAGCAUAGAGCAACAGCAAGCAUACAAGCAUGCAAGCAUCAUUCCUUUUUGUCAGAGGUCCCAGAUGUCCGGAGAAUGGAACAAGCCUUGUUGCAGCUGCUUGAAGACUUUCAUAGCGGAAACCUCCGUGCCUUCGGUAAAGACUGCAGCAUGGAACAAAUGACAGAAAUCAGAGAGCAACAAGAAAGAUUAGCCCGAAUGCACUUUGAAAUUGGGCAACAGCAGCCCCGUCAUCAAGAAAAAGACACCAGCGGCCCUGGACAGUCUAGUGCGAACAUGCGACACCUUCUUCACAGACUCCAACAGCUCAGUAUGUGCAUCGAGAAGCUACACAAUAAAUAAAAUAAACUAAAAUUUAGUAAAUAAUUAAAUUCAAUUAACAACAUAUAUAAUAAUAAUAAUAAUAAUAUGUACAAAUUUUAUUUUAUAAAUAUUUAGUAACAAU
Molecule: messenger RNA, 928 nt
Organism: Cotesia glomerata
Lineage: Eukaryota; Metazoa; Arthropoda; Insecta; Hymenoptera; Braconidae
Exons: 4
Coding region: 109-825 (238 amino acids)
Source: RefSeq, a predicted model, not a curated record